This is a messenger RNA of Petromyzon marinus (sea lamprey), 3049 nucleotides long. It is a transcript of the gene SPOUT1, whose product is annotated as SPOUT domain containing methyltransferase 1. Gene Ontology annotation, molecular function: miRNA binding. Gene Ontology annotation, biological process: maintenance of centrosome location; miRNA processing. The record is from RefSeq and is a predicted model, not a curated record. Lineage: Eukaryota; Metazoa; Chordata; Hyperoartia; Petromyzontiformes; Petromyzontidae. Gene Ontology annotation, cellular component: spindle pole centrosome; kinetochore; mitotic spindle.
CGCGCACCUCGUCCGCCGAGCGCGUUCGCCGCGCGGGGAGCAAAGGCGGCGCUGAUGAGGAGGAGGAGACCAAGGACGCCAGGAGGAGGAGGAGACGAGGGGACGAGGCAGGAGGCGACGCCGAGUUGGGGAAGAGACGAAAUGGCGGCAAGGCGCGCGGCGCGGGGGAGUUGAGUGAUGGAGGGCAGCAGAAAGAGGAGGGCUGCUGUGGAGGGAGAUCCAAAGAAGAAGAAGAAGAGAGAUGGCAAAGAGAAGAAGCGGAAGAAAGACAAAGCGGAGGAGACGGAAACUCGCCAGAACGGAGACACGAGGGCAACCGUGAAUCCGGGGGAUGCAGAUCCACAGAAGAAGAAGAAGAGAGAUGGCAAAGAGAAGAAGCGGAAUAAAGACAAAGCGGAGGAGACGGAAACUCGCCAGAACGGAGAGACGAGGGCAACCGUGAAUCCGGGGGAUGCAGGGCGGGCCUAUACGGUGAGCCUCGCCCUGCCCGGCUCCAUCCUGGAGAACGCGCAGUCGGCCGAGCUGCGCUCGUACCUGGCGGGGCAGGUGGCGCGCGCCCUCACCAUCUUCGCCGUCGACGAGGUGGUGGUGUUCGACGAGCAGGGCGCCGACCGCAAGGGCGCCGAGGGCGAGUCUCCCGGCGCCGGGAAGCACGGUCACGGCAGCGUGCAGCUCGCGCGGAUCCUGCAGUACCUCGAGUGCCCACAGUACCUUCGGAAAGCUUUCUUCCCAAAGCACAAGGACCUCCAGUACGCAGGGCUGCUGAACCCCGUCGACAGCCCUCACCACAUGCGGCGUGACGAGGAGAGCCCCUACCGUGAGGGUGUCGUGCUCGAGCAGCACGGAGCGCCCGGGGCCAGCGCCAGCGCCAGCGCCAACUGCGGCCUCUACAAGGAGGUGACGAUCGACAGGAAGCUGCAGCCCGGCACGAGAGUCACCGUGCAGAUGGAGGGCAACAGCGCGGGGAGGGUGGUGGCGCCGCACGUUCCGCGCACGCGGGCGGGUAUCUACUGGGGCUACACGGUGCGGCUGGCGUCGGGCCUCGGCGAUGUGUUCACCGGGUGUCCUUUCAAGGGCGGCUACGACCUGACCAUCGGCACGUCCGAGAGGGGCACGAGCGUGGACGACGUGAGCCUCCCUCCAUUCAGGCAUCUGCUGCUGGUGUUCGGCGGCCUGCAGGGACUGGAGUCGAGCCUGGCGAGCGACCGGAGGCUUCGCGUCGCCGAGCCGAGCCUCCUCUUCAACCUCUACCUCAAUACCUGCCCCGGCCAGGCGAGCCGCACCAUCCGCACCGAGGAGGCCAUCCUCAUCAGCCUGGCGAUGCUGAGGCCCAAGAUCACCGCCAGGGCCACGCGGACGGGCAGCGGCGGCUGCACGGACGCCCGGUAGAAUGUUCCGUUGCCGCGGACGCCCGGUAGAACGGUCCGUUGCCACUGUCGGAAGCAUGAGACAUCGACAGCAGUAGGUCGGAGGAGGCUCGUGUCGCGAUGGCGGGCGCUAGGGGCGGCUACGUAUGUAACAGGGUCUGCCUGGCUGCAGCGGUGAUGGGAAGGUGGUAGGAUGGCCACCCAAAGACGCAAAGCCGCGAGGGGGAAACCGGAUAUGUACGAGUACGGAGGUCUUUACACGGGUUUCUCAGUUUUUUACGCGCGCAUUACAAAGGUGUACGCCUACGGUCAGCUCGUUUAACCCCUUUCCCGUUCCGAGACGUCUGUCUGCAAGUUGCAGGGGUUGGAGGUCUUCCCGUUCACCGCCGAAUCUCGGAACCCGCGCUAGCGGUUCAGCGUUCAUUUUAUUUAUAGCGACGUAGCAGCAGCCGCGCUGCUGUUUUUAAAGACAUCGCGCUCGCCGCAGAGAACCGUAGCGGCACGGCCGCCACUCUACGAUAGCCGGCGCCAAACUGUGCCGCACGCCCUCCCGUGUGGCCUUGUGGGAGCCUCGGGGAACGUCUUUGGACCUGAAGACGUACCGAUGAAGAUGUUUCAUUUUAAAUAUCGUCAUCGGAAGAAAAACCGAUGACGCCCAGCUAUGUCAUCGGAUUUGGAAAGGGUUAAUUAUCUGGGGUAACGGUGGGGUGGAGGGGGGGGGGGCCUGAAUAAAACCAAAACAUCAAUUAUGCAACACACAUGUACAUUGUCCACGCAGAAUGGAGGUGAGGAUGCAAGGAUCCUUCGUCUAUAUAUAUUUUUAUUGCUUCUUAAAAGUAAUUGGUUUUGCGCAGUAGCGGCGACUCGAGUCACCGACCCAGGACGAGUGAGGAGGAGCGAGUAAUUAAACCGGUGUGCCCAUGAAGAUGUCUCAAACCGCAAGUACGGUUGGUCAAACCACAUCCGCGCCUCCGAUUAGCACGGUUGGCUACGUAUGUUGCGAAAGAAGUUCAACAAAUAUACACAAUUCCCACUGACUUAACACUGCCCACAGACUCAACACUGCGCCUCCGAUGGGGACGGUUGGCUACAUAGUGCGAAAAGGAGUUCAAUGUACAAGACGUACACAACACAGGUGAGCAGCAGUCCGCUGUGUCGUGUGACACACGCUCGCGUUACACGACCGAUAACAAGAGACAGCAAAGAGGUGGUUGUCGGCAGAGGUGUGUACUGCCUUCAGGGUUUGCUAAAGUAUUUCGUUUUCCAAUGCACCAAUUUCAUAAGGCUAAGGACUUGCGAUUGAAUAAGUGCACAGUGAGAAUGCAGAGUUCACACGAUCAAAAACAUUACCAAGUUACCAAGCCUUCAGCGUGCACAACAUUAUUUGGCACGUGACGUGAUGGGUACUGCGAGAUCCGACCGUGGUCCGUCCAGUGCUCGCUGAGCUGCAUUGGCUUCCGGUUUGCCGAACGAAUACGUUAUCAUGAGGUUGCACUCGAUGCACAAGAAAGUGCUUGCCGCAAAUGAACCACAAUUCCUUGCUGAUCUCAAGAAGCAUAAAUCAAAUUUCGAUUUAAAGCUUUCGUGACUGCAGGGAUUCAUCUUCUUUGGUUCUUUCGGUAAAGUCACGUAGAAGGAGAAUAAAAUAAUAAAUUGAUAAAAUAAAAUAACACAAUAAUAUU